AUGCAACGCUCGGUCGUCUCCCGUUUAGCUCGCCAUGGGGGCAUGGCCCUUUCGGAUCUACCUCCUGCCUAUCUCGCCCCUUCCCUCCACUUCUCGACGAUGCGAAACAACGUGCAAUCCUCGAAUUUCUCCACGACUCCCGUCGCCGCCGCUCGUGGUGGACGCGACAUGAACCGAACCCGUGGCGUGUCAGCCAUCCACCGGACUGGUCCCAGAUUUAAGCUGAGCGCUUCGAAAUACCCUCUGCCUCAACCUGUUUCGCCUGCGAAUAUACAAAAGCGCAGCACUCCUGAGCAUGGACUCUGGGCAUUCUUCCCUCCAUCACGCGAGGCAUUGAGUGUUCCAGAAUUUGAUAUGGACUUUGGCCGCCCUUGGGCUAUCCAAGAACUGCGCGAGAAGAGCUGGGACGAUUUGCACAAGCUGUGGUGGGUUUGUGCCAAAGAGCGCAAUCGCAUUUCCACCUCCGACUACGAGCGAGAGCGAUUGAAGCCAGGUUACGGUGACCACGAGGCUCAAGCGCGUGACCGAGCUGUCGUCGUCACCCAAAAGAGCAUCAAGCACGUUCUGCGUGAGCGCUGGUACGCCUGGGAGGAGGCCACACGCCUGUAUGAUCAAGGAGUCCGCCCGGAGGGCCAGGAUUACGGAGAUAUGAUGGAAGAGGAAGUCCCUGAACAGACCCCAGAGGUCACCAAGGAGGAUGCCAAGGAUACCAAGGCAUGA
Penicillium manginii is the source of this 720-nucleotide messenger RNA. RefSeq names its product mitochondrial 54S ribosomal protein uL29m (gene mrpl4). NCBI's taxonomy places the organism in Eukaryota, Fungi, Ascomycota, Eurotiomycetes, Eurotiales, Aspergillaceae. The record is from RefSeq and is a predicted model, not a curated record. Gene Ontology annotation, molecular function: structural constituent of ribosome. Gene Ontology annotation, cellular component: mitochondrial ribosome; mitochondrial large ribosomal subunit. Bases 1 to 720 code for a protein of 239 amino acids. The transcript has 3 exons. Gene Ontology annotation, biological process: mitochondrial translation.